UCUCAUUUUCUGUUUCAGACGGCAAAACCAGACGGCAACAAUGACAACCCGAUUCAAGAAGAACAGGAAGAAGCGCGGCCACGUCAGCGCCGGACACGGUCGUAUCGGAAAGCACAGAAAGCAUCCUGGAGGUCGUGGUAAUGCCGGAGGUAUGCAUCACCACCGUAUCCUCUUCGACAAGUACCAUCCAGGUUACUUCGGUAAAGUCGGUAUGCGGUACUUCCACAAGCUCCGCAACAAAUUCUACUCUCCGAUCGUGAAUAUCGACAAGCUUUGGUCGCUGGUUCCUGAGGAUGUGAAGGAGAAGGCUGCGAAAUCGAAGGGAACUGCGCCGGUUAUUGAUGUGACGCAGCAUGGUUUUUUCAAGGUCCUUGGUAAGGGUGUUUUGCCGGUUAAUCAGCCGAUUGUUGUUAAGGCGAAGCUGAUUUCGAAGAUUGCGGAGAAGAAGAUUAAGGAGGCUGGUGGUGCUGUUGUUCUCACUGCUUAGGUUUUUGUUUUGUUGUUUUUUUGAAGUUUCAGUAAUUUGAUUUCAUAUAUGUGAAGAAUCUUAUGUUGGUUAAGUUAAUUUUGUUUAUGGUUAGAUUUUGGAUAAUUACAUGUUUCUGGUGAUAAUGAUAUUAUAAGCUUAUGAUAUGAUACGUAGUUGUUUGUUUAUCAA
This is a messenger RNA of Vicia villosa (hairy vetch), 658 nucleotides long. Its product is annotated as large ribosomal subunit protein uL15x. Gene Ontology annotation, molecular function: structural constituent of ribosome. NCBI's taxonomy places the organism in Eukaryota, Viridiplantae, Streptophyta, Magnoliopsida, Fabales, Fabaceae. Gene Ontology annotation, cellular component: cytosolic large ribosomal subunit; ribosome. Gene Ontology annotation, biological process: translation. The transcript has a single exon. The coding region runs from base 41 to 487 and encodes 148 amino acids. The record is from RefSeq and is a predicted model, not a curated record.